This is a messenger RNA of Leptopilina heterotoma, 6467 nucleotides long. RefSeq lists its product as uncharacterized. Gene Ontology annotation, molecular function: DNA binding; protein binding. The record is from RefSeq and is a predicted model, not a curated record. Lineage: Eukaryota; Metazoa; Arthropoda; Insecta; Hymenoptera; Figitidae. Bases 462 to 5906 code for a protein of 1814 amino acids. The transcript is spliced from 7 exons. Gene Ontology annotation, biological process: DNA recombination; DNA integration.
UUUUCUUAAUUUCAUAAACCAAAUCGUACGCUACGCGGAGAUAACUCGUAUACAAAGUCCUUCACUUUGUAGGAAAAAAUGUGAGACAAAAUUAUUGUUACUGAAAUACUUCAAGUUUGAAAAAUUCAUAACCAGGGUGCUCACCGCAGUCAGCAAAAAUCAGGGAAUUUUAAAGAAAAAGACAUGUGAUCUGAAUUCACUGACUCUCUUACUCUUGUAUGUUGCCAUGACAACCUGCAAGCUGGGGCGACCUGCAAGCCUUUCCUUUAUUAAAAAGGAUUACGUAACUUUACAAUAAUAUCCCUAUCUCCCCCAUCUAACAUAAUUAUAAUCUCCCCUCCUACUUGAUGUUACGUAAUUUGUGAAUGCUCCCUUUAUGAAUGAACAUUUACAUUUUUUUACUAUUUAUAUUGUUACUGAAAAAUUCUUCUUUUUUCCCUACAGGUUAAUACAAAUGAAAAAUGUCAACCUUUAACAAAGAAAACAUAGACGAAAGUUCUUUCGAAGUUCGAGUUUUAAAAGGAAAGAACAGAUGUGUAUUCACGAAUAAAUUUAUUAAAAAAGGUACCACUGUGCUGGAAUACCGUGGGGACCUAAUAACUAGUAAAGAUGAAAUUGAGAAGCGAGAAACUAAAUAUACAAAAAAUAAAAAAGGUUGCUUUAUUUUAGAAAUCACAUUAAAUGGAAAAAAAGCAUUUAUAGAUGCGACUCGAGAAACAAAAUUUAAGGCUAGACUAAUGAGUCAUUCCGACAAUCCCAACUUAAUACCAUUCAAAACUUUAGUUGACGGUGUUCCUCGAGUCUUUUUCAAAGCAAAAUUCGAUAUUAAACCAAACAGUGAAUUAGUGUGGGACUACGGAGAGAGGAGAAAGGCCAUUCUCGAAUCGAAUCCGUGGUUGAAACCGAGAAGAAGAUCUGCAGUUGCACAUCAAAAUUGGAAGGAAGCUUUCGUAUUAUUAGAAAAAUUGGAUCCGGAAAUCGAAAUUCAAAUUAAAAAUUUAAAUAGGACAGAAGGGAGCUGGUUAGACGGGUCUAUAGAUUCUUUUAAAACGUCUCAAAUUAACAGCAAUUCUACACCAUUAAAUGGAUCAAUGAAUUUAUCGCAAGAUCGUGUUCUUUUUGAUUCAUCGGUACAACUAAAGAAUGCACGUGUAGUUUUGGAAAAUUUGUCAUUUUCACAUACAGAGUCAAAUAAUACUAGUGCUCCGCACAGUGGUGCGUCCGAGCUAUUAGACAUACUAGGAGAGACUUGGAUGAACAGCUCAACUGACCCUAAUGGAUUUAAUGAAAAUGUAUUUCAGUCAACUCGUUUAAGUGUAUCCAAAGACACAUCGACUUGUGAGUGUGAUCAUGAAGCAGCCUAUUCUACCUCACCACGUAAAUUAAUUCAAUCGGAAACUUUUAUUGUCAACAAAGAUGAGGUGAAUGAAAAACAUAAACUCCAGAUAUCUGAAGAGCAAAACCUUUCACAUGGUUGUAGAUCCGCAGAAGAACUUAAAAGGGAUUUAAAAGUUUUACUUCGAAAUGAUGAUGUCAGUCAACUCAAAAAUAAAUCGGUGAAAUUAAAUACUCACCAAUCACAAGAGUUUGAAAACACGAAUGGAGAUAUUUCAAUUAAUUCUGUUGAACAAGAUUUUUCACAUUAUAAUAGAUGCACCGAAGCACCUGAGAAGGAAAAAAAGAUUUUAGUUAGUAAUGAUCUCGAAAGUAAAUUCAAAAAUAAUUAUGUAGAAGCUGAUACUCACCUAAAAAAAAAUAUUAAUGAGGAUUUAAUUCUUUCUAUUGAGAAAUCAUAUUCGCAUAAUAGUAGAGACACCGUAGUACCUGAAAAUGAAAUAGAAGUUUUAGUAAAAAAUGAUGGUCACAGACACGUUAAAAGUGAACUUGUCAAAGAUCAAUCUCUUCUAUCAGGACAGACUCAACUUGAAAAUAGAAAUUCUGUAAUUCAAACCGUUCAUCAAUCCCCUUCGCAUAACAGUAAAUUUGCUGUAGUAACUGAAAGACAAAUUGGAAUGUUAAUUAAUAAUGGCGUCAAUAAUCAAAUUCCUCCUCUCUUGCCGGAACAGAUUGAAAUUAUACAUGGAGAUUGUAUAAUUCAUACCAUUGAAAAAGAGUCUUCACAUUUCAGUAAAUGUUGCGUAGUACCUGUAAGAGAAGUAAAAGUUUUGAUCAAUAAUGAUUGCAACAGUAAAUUAAAAGAUAAGCAUCUGGAAAGUUGUACUCACCAGUCAGAACAUGUUAAUGCAGAUUCAACAAUUCAUCCCGUUAAGAAAUCUUCACUUGACAGUAGCUUGGACGAAGUACCUGAAAUACCAAUUAAAAUAUUAAGCAGCAAUGACAAUAAUCCAUUCAAAAAUGAUCUCGACAAAAAUAUUCCUCAACUGUUAGAACAGUUGAAACAAAUAAAUGGAAAUUCAUUAGCAGAUUCCUCUGAGAAAAUUUCUUCAACUGGUUGUAAAUCUCCCAUGAUACCUGAAAAGCAAGAAGAGUUUCCAAUUAAUAAUAAUUGCAACAGAGAAUUAAUAUAUAAGCAUCUGGAAAAUUAUACUCACCAGUCCGAACAUAUUAAUGCAGAUUUAACAAUUCAUCCCGUUAAGAAAUCUUCACUUGACAGUACCUUGGACAAAGUACCUGAAAUACCAAUUAAAAUAUUAAGCAGCAAUGAUGACAAUAAUCCAUCGAAAAAUGAUCUCGACAAAAAUAAUCCUCAACUGUCAGAACAGUUGAAACAAAUAAAUGGAAAUUCAUUAGCAGAUUCCUCUGAGAAAAUUUCUUCAACUGGUUGUAAAUCUCCUAUGAUACCUGAGAAGCAAGAAGAGUUUCCAAUUAAUAAUAAUUGCAACAGUGAAUUAAUAGAAAAACCCCUUGUAACUCCGACUCACUUACUUCAUCCAGUUAAGGAAUUAUCUCUGCUUGACAGUAGAUUGAUUUCAGUUCCUGAAAAUCAAAUUGAAUUUUUAAACAUUGGUGACGACAACGUUAAAUGUAAUAAUCAACCAGUAGAAGUACUUACUCAUUUACAAGAACAUUUUAAACAUACUGAAAAAGUGAGCAAUCUGGACCAAUUUGUAGACAUUGCAAAUUGUGAAAUUCUAUUUGUUGAUGAAAAUUCUGAACAAAUAGUUAGUGAUAACUUUCAAGGAUUUAUAAAUGAACUCGAUGUAGACAAUUUUACUCAAACUGGUGCCGCCACUAUUAUUUCAGAUGGUCAAGCAAUUGGUUCUGUUCUUAACAACAAUUUUGGAAAUACUGAUUUAAAUCCCUCUCGUUCUACUAAACCUAAAAUAAUUGAAUCCAUUAUAAUUAAACCCAAUGAGAGAAAAUUAUUAGCUUCUACAAUCAACGAUAAAAGUACAUUAAUUGAAGUUAAUCAGUUGUCAAAUUCGGAAAUUUAUUCACAAUCUUCUACGGUCGCAGAAUUCGAAGAUAUUAUUGAAAUCCCAGAAAAUGAGGAGGAUGAUGAUGAUGAAGAUGAUUUAUGCGAUAAAGAUUAUUUACCCCAAGAUGAUGAAGAUGAGUCUGAUGAAGAAGAAUUCGAUGAUGAAGAAGAGGUCUUAAACAAAAGUUCUGAAAGUACCUUGAAUUCUACUCAAGACAGUACUGCUCAGAAGUCUCAACCAAAUACAUCUUUUUCUUAUUUAUGUGCUCUUUCUAAAAAGUCAGCUGUACCGGCAGAAAGCAUGCAAGUUCCUCCAUCCUUGGGUAAAUCCGGGAAAUCAAAACAACACUUUUGCUGCUUUUGUAAUACUUUGCAAUUGCAGAUUGCGCGCCAUUUAAGAAGAUGUCAUAAAGAAGAACCUGCAGUAAAAAAUUUCAUGUCCAUGAAAAAAAAUACUAAUGAAAAACGUAAAGCAAUUGGUGUUUUAAGAAAGAAGGGGGAUUUUAUUUACAACACUAGUGAAGAUCACAAUAAAGGAUUCUUAAUAACGGUUCGAAGACCACAGUUAAAACUAAAGAAAACAGCAGAAGAGUUUGUUAAUUGCCCCAAAUGUUACGGAUUUUAUACUAGGAACAACAUUCGUCACCAUUAUGCAGAAUGCACACAAUCGAAUUCAUCGAAUGCAAGAUGCAUUUUACAAAACGCCGCACGUCAAAUCGGACGAGUACAUCAAGAUGCGAGCUACAAAAUGAGACAUAAAAUACUUCCUGUUCUUCAAAAAGACGACAUUACUAACAUUAUUAGAUACGAUAGGCUAAUAAUUCUAUUUGGAAACUUGCUUUCGGUAAAGUAUAAGAAACCUCAACAAGAUAACAUGAUCCGAUCUCAGUUAAGAUUACUCGCCAGAUUCGUCUUAGCAUUAAAACAAAUUGUUCCGGAAAUCGACGAUUUAGCGGCAGCAUUUCACCCGAGCUUCUUUAAUAACGUGUUGGAAGCUGUGAAUAUUGUCGCAGGGUUUAAUGAGGAAACGCAAAUUUACGCAGCCCCAAGCACAGCAUCUGCUUUAGGAACGGCUCUUAGAAAAUGUAGCCUGAUUCUAAAAUGUGAGUAUAUUACUCUUAUGGACAAGACAAAAAAAGGAUUGGUUGAAGAUUUUAUGGUUGUUUUUGACACUAAAUUCGGAAUUUAUGUUAACAAAAAUGUUGCUGAAACCCAGAUCGACAUGCAGCGAAAGAAACAAGUCAUCCUUCCAAAUGUAGAUGAUAUAAGUAAUUUAAUCUCUUAUUUAACAAAGCUACGCGAUGAAUCAUUCCAGUCACUUCAGAAAACAUUUUCGAUCGAAAAUUGGAAAAUUUUAAGUGAGUCAGUCUUGAUAUACCUAAUGGUAUUUAACCGAAGGCGUCGUGGUGAAAUGCAGUUUUUAACUGUUGAAGAUUUCAAUAAUCGAUUAGAAAUUGACGAAAGCGAUGAUUUGUAUAAAUAUCUACCAGAAAGAGGGAAGCAAGCUUCUUCGGAAUACAAGCGUCUGCUUAUACGUGGGAAAAAGGACCGACCAGUUCCCGUUUUAAUUUGUCAAAGAUCAUUGGAAUGCAUGCUACUUCUUAAAAAGUUUCGGAAGGAUGCAGGAAUUCAUAAAAAAAAUACAUAUUUUUUCGCUGUGCCUGGUAAAGAUAUAAAUAGAUUCAAAUCCUUGGAAGCUUGCGAUCUAUUAAGAAAAUAUUCAAACCUUUGUGGCGCGAAAAAACCCGAGACUCUCAGAGGAACUGCAUUGCGUAAACACUUGGCUACAACUUGCUCCUUAAAUUAUUCAGAAAAACGAAUCAGCACAGUGGCAAAGUUUAUGGGUCAUGAUUUGAAAAUCCAUAAGGAGAUAUAUCAGCAACCGACGGCGGCAACUGAUAUAGUGGAAAUGUCCGAUGUUUUGAAAAAAGCCCAAACUCCUAAUAUAGGUCACAAUUCGAAGAGCCUUGCUGCCUCACCCGAAUCUAGUGCUUCAACUGAUGAUUUUCUUCCGAACCAAAACAAUGAUCGAAAAGCGAAAAGGAAAGCUUCAGUUUCUGAUAGCGAAAUCGAUGAUUUCAUGGAUGAAUUAGUUUCCAAUCCAAAGAAGCGGGUUAAAUUUUCUAAUGAAAAGAAAUUAGCGGAUUCAUCAGCGGUGACGAAAAGCAAAGUUCGAAAAGCGAAAAGGAAGGCUUCAGUAUCUGAUAGCGAAAUCGAUGAUAUCAUGGAUGAAUUAGAUUCCAAUCCAAAGAAGCGGGUUAAAUUUUCUAAUAAAAAGAAAUUAGCGGAUUCAACAGCGGUGACGAAAAGUAAAGAUCUCAGUGAUGAGAAAAUUAAGAAAAAUCGAUGGACCCAGAAUGAAGUAAAUGCAGUUUUGAAUGCAUUUAAACAUAAUAUUGAAGAAAAGACCUUACCAUCCGCAGCAGAAAUAGUGGAAUUGAAGGAACAAAAUGAAUGUCUGCAAAAUAGGAGUACAGCUACAAUCAAAUCUUGGAUUCAUCAUUACAAUUCGAAAACAAAAGCCUAACCAUUUGAAAAUGGUUAAUAACAAAGUUAAGAAAUUUUUUAUUACUUAUUUAAAACCAGAUGGUUCCAAUCAUUUCUUUUUAUUUGUUCGUUGUUUAGUAUUCCAAAAAAUCCCCGAGUUUUUUUAAUUGCCCGGCAAUGGUGGGAUAAUUUUUUCUUAUAAUAGUUGAUUUGCAAAAUUACCACUUUUAGUUUUUUAGACACUCUCACUAAGUGAGUGGGAUGUCCCAGUGACAAAAUUGUCCCAGAUGAAAAGAAUUUCAUACUUGCAAAGACAAAUUUAUCUUUUUAACGUUAAGUGAGUCAAUUAGUUCAAAUAUCAAAAUUUUGUACUAAUGAAAGAAAACAGUUUUGGUUAUAAAUUAGAGCUGUGCAAAAUAAUUCGAACCGAAUUUUGCACAGCUCUAUUAUAAAUGUAAGAAGUUUUAUUGUUUUUCCAUUUGAACUAUACUUUAACAACCUCUAAAUUAAAAAAUUUCCUGUACGUAACAAGUUUGAGAAAUUUUGUUGUUCUAUUAAAGUAUUAUAAUUUAGUUAUGAAUUGAUCUCUCUUAAAAAUUUC